AUGGAAUCCACCCUCAUCCUCAACCUGCUCGCCGCAAUUAGCGGCGUGCUUACUCACAUUAUCAUCUUCCGCCGUGGAGAAUGGGAUGUGGUAUCUCCCUCCGUCUUUGUUUUUUACUCCACUGUCUUUGCGGCAGCCGCCCUGCUAUCGUAUUCCAACUUCGUCAGCACCCCUUUGUCGGCAAUCUCGCAAAUGGCUGGCUUCCACGUUGCCGCGUUGUACAGCAGCAUGCUUGUGUAUCGUGCAUUCUUCCACCGGCUUUCAAAGUACCCGGGUCCCUUCCUGGCACGUCUCACCAACUUCUACAUCACGGCAUUGUCGGUUAAGAGGCUGCAUCUCUUCAAAGAGGUGCAGCAACUUCAUCAACAGUAUGGAGAUUAUGUCCGCCUUGGGCCAAGUGAGAUUUCCAUUGCCUCGCCAGAAGCCGUCAAGGCCAUCUAUGGCACCCAAUCUCCUGUCACCAAGGGUCCUUGGUAUACGCUGCUGGAGCCGCGGGUUCCGCUGUUCAUGGCCCGAGACAAGCAGGAGCAUGCACGUCGCCGAAAGGGGUAUGAUCCUCGCAUCACCAAGGCCAUCAACCAGCUGCUCGCUGCCAUUGACCGCAGCAAGGGACAGGCCUUUGAUGUGUCGAAAUGGUUCUCAUACUUUGUGUUUGACGUGAUGGAGGAUCUGGCCUUCAACAAAUCGUCCAACAUGCUGGCUGAGGGCAAGGAGGCCUAUGUUUUCAAGACGAUUCGCACUGACAUGUUCAACAUUGCCCUCUUCACUCACAUGCCCUGGCUGUUGCCCUUCAUCAAGCGCACCCCGAUCCUGAACUGGAACUAUUACGAAUUUCUAGGCUGGAUUCAGAAACUGGUUGACGAACGCAAGCAGAAAGAGCCCGAGCAACCCGACAUCUUCUCCUGGAUCCUGGCCGCGUACAACAAAGGCCCCAAAACCAAGCGGGACCAGCUCAACCUGCACGGCGACGCGCAACUGAUCGUCAUCGCGGGCAGCGACAGCGUAGCGGCGGCGCUAACCCACAUCUUCUUCCACCUAGCAUGGGACCCCUCCCUGACGCGGCGGCUGCAGGCCGAGUUCGACGCCCUGCCGGACAUCUCGCACGACCAACUCAUGACUGUGCCCCUGCUGGACGCCGUCAUCAACGAGGCCAUGCGCCUGGACCCCCCCGUCCCCUCGGGCACCCAGCGCGUCACCCCGCCCGAGGGCCUGUGGAUUGGCGACCACUUCGUCCCCGGCGACACCAUCGUCCAGGUGCCAAGCUACACCAUCUUCAGGGAUGAGCGCGCGUUUGCGUACCCCAAUGACUUCAUCCCGGAGCGGUGGACCACCCGGCCGGAGCUGGUCAGGGAUAAGUCGGUCUACAUCCCGUUCAACACAGGCCCGUAUGCAUGUGUGGGCAAACGCUUGGCCAUGCUGGAGCUGAGGCGUGUGGUAGGUGAGAUCCUGCUGCGGUACGAUCUGACCAUCGCCCCCGGCCAGACCAAGCAGGGGUUCUUGGAUGGGAAGCAGGAUACAUUCACCACCGUGUCGGCUCCCUUGCCGGUCAUCUUUUACGGAGAGGGCGCAUGCAGUGUGACCUCGUUCAGGGUAGGUACUCUGUGUGUACGGAGAACGCAUACUGGGGCGGAGGCGGGCAAUGUCCCAUGUCCUGCACCGCCCUGCCCUGCAGGUCUCUCGCUUAGCUCUAUUAUCACCACUUGUUACCUUCCGAGAAGCAGCGGGCGGCUUCGAAGUCUCGGGUGCGAGGAAGGGAAGUGGGGGUCGCGGCUGCUGUUGCUGAUGUUGCUGCUGCCGAUGCUGCCGCUCUAG
Chaetomium globosum CBS 148.51 is the source of this 1812-nucleotide messenger RNA. RefSeq lists its product as uncharacterized. The transcript has 6 exons. Bases 1 to 1812 code for a protein of 603 amino acids. The record is from RefSeq and is a predicted model, not a curated record. Gene Ontology annotation, molecular function: monooxygenase activity; oxidoreductase activity, acting on paired donors, with incorporation or reduction of molecular oxygen; heme binding. NCBI's taxonomy places the organism in Eukaryota, Fungi, Ascomycota, Sordariomycetes, Sordariales, Chaetomiaceae.